Molecule: messenger RNA, 2955 nt
Organism: Cyphellophora europaea CBS 101466
Lineage: Eukaryota; Fungi; Ascomycota; Eurotiomycetes; Chaetothyriales; Cyphellophoraceae
Exons: 1
Coding region: 1-2955 (984 amino acids)
Molecular function (GO): protein binding
Source: RefSeq, a predicted model, not a curated record
AUGGAUCUCCUCUUCCCGUACCCCAAGAUGGGCAACUCAUUUCUUGAGAUCCUCCAUGAUCCAUUGACACGGAAGCUGUUGGGUUUUGACGCAACCCAUGCAGAGAAAACUCCUUUCCUUAGCGGGGUCAGCUCCAGACUGAAAUUCCUGCUGAGCGAUACCUCCAAGCACCUCGCUUUCCUCAAGGUCGGCUACACAGCACUGGAAGCCUUCUUGCAAGCCAACUGCACUGGCCCGCCGCUCGACUUCGACCCCAAUGAGUCCAUUUUUCCAGAAACAUACCGCGGUUCAGACUUGCCUACCGUCAAGCGACAGAUGCUAGCUGAUCUCUCGGUCGAUGGCAACGCCGUCUACCAGCUGACACCGCACAUCGAGCUCUUUUGGUUGGCGAAGCUCAUCAUGUCUAGCCCAACUCUAGCAGAGCCGGGUUUCAACGGCCGAAGAGCCAGGUUUCGCGUCAACAGUUGGCACCAGAAGCUACUCAGCGAAAAGUCAGAAGCUCUGCAGGAGAUUAUCUACGCCGACGCCGAUAUCUUGGAGCAACAGCUGCAUUCACGACUGCAGUUCGGUGGCGCUGCAGCCGAAGAGCAUUUUGUCGAGUUUCUGAUUGAGCGAGCUCAGUUGAAGAUCUUCUAUGGAGAUGACGACAAGGCCCGUGAAGAUCUCACGCGAGCUUCCACAAUCAGACAUUUCUAUUUUGCCCUUACUGGGGCAUUGGGCAAGCGGACCAAGUUUCAGCGAAACGACCUAAGUCAACUCGUCGUGCUCGCCAAGAGCCGCGACCACGAGCCCGAGCCGUACAGCAGUCGGAAAGGAAGUCGUGCAGAACCUUCAUCGAGGAGGAGCAGCAGAGUUGACACCAUGCGAACGCCACCUCACAGUCCCGGUAUGCCAUCAGAAGGAGCUCCCGUAGCCCUGCGACCACUUACACCAUCGGCGCCCUCCUCGCCCACACAAGAGCGCAAGGAGCCUCCUCUUGCUGCUGCACCCGUACAGCCAGAGAAUCUUCCCCUCAACGAUGACACCCUCCUUGAGCGCAUCAAAUUCAAAGAGCAACCUGCAUUUGAGCCAGAAGUUACACAAAUCUCAGAGGAAUCCAGUCUGCCUGCACGCCUUUCAGAGCUCGAUCCCUCGAACCAACCUCUCCUGUUCCCUGUUGACAGUAUAAUACUUCUUGCUAUUGCCUCUAGUAUCACCAACACCUCACCCAGCGACGGCCUUACCAGAGAAGAGACACUCCCUUACGCCACCCGCGUCCUCGAAGGCGGCUCCUCUAACUGGCAAGUCUAUACGCAAGCAUUGCUCGUCCGCUCACGCAUAGAAGGCUUCAAAUCCCGCACCGUUGAGCGCGGCCUUCUCCAGCUGCAGGCUCUCGUUGACCAAGUCAUCGCCGAGACCACAUCAUCACCAAACAAGCCCACUGCUGAAGCCGACACCUCUUCUUCGGCGACCUCCACGUUCCUCCCCAAACCCCAAGACUCGGACUCUGCGACUGUAGCCGAGCGCCUCAAAUAUGCCUACCAGCUCUCGCCUCCGCUUCGCUGGGAACUUGAGACGGAGCUGGCGGAACGAUGGACCUCCAUGGGUGGCCUCAAGACCGCCCUCGAAAUCUAUCAGCGUCUACAGAAGCACGCGGAAACAGCCCUCUGUCUGGCCGCUACCGACCGCGAAAAGGAGGCCACCUCACUGCUCCAGUCUCUUGUCUUUGUCGACCCUACUGCACCACCAACCAUUCCAAACAUCAAGCCUGAUGCUCCUUCGGACACUCCCCGGCUGCUCUGUAUCCUCGGCGACAUACUCACGGAUCCCGCUUACUAUCAACUGGCCUGGAGCUACUCGCGGCAGACCUAUUCCCGUGCCCAACGCUCCCUUGGGCAAUACUACAUGAAAGCUCGCGACUUCACUCGCGCUGCAGAGGCGUACAAGCUUGCGCUCUCCCGCGGACAGCUUAACCACGCCACCUGGUUCAGUUUGGGGUGCGUCCAGCUUGAACUCACUGACUUUGAAGGCGCCAGCCAGUCCUUCCAGCGGUGCGUCAUGCUGGAUGACUCUGACGCGCAAGCAUGGAGUAACCUUGCAGUGUCGCUGCUGCGAUUGCCUGAGCCCGAUGAGGACACUGCGGCUACACCGCGUGCUUCGGACGCGGGCCGGCCGCCGCCACCGGAUGACGACCCUGCCAACUUUGCUGGACCGCCGGACUUGCAUCGCAACAAGAAGAUGGCACUCAAGGCACUGCGACGGGCGGCGACGCUGAAGAGGGACGAUGCAAGAAUCUGGGACAACUACUUAACUGUGGCGGCCAGUAUCCCGCCCAGUGGUGGGACUCCAUGGGCGGAGGUCGUGCAGGCCAUGGGCAGGGUCAUCGACCUCAGGGGCAAGAAGGAGGGCGAAGGAUCCAUUGACCUAAAGAUUUUAUCGGUGGUCGUGAGCUACGUCACUGGCACCUUCACGUAUCCGUCAGCGGAAGAACAGGAUCAAGAGGCGGUGGAAGAGGCAGCCGCGGGACCGAGCGAAGAAGUGGCGCCACCAACAUCGAGUGGGCUGCCUUUCAUUGCGCGAGCACUACUGCAGUUGUUGGACAAACAGGUGUGCCCGUUGGUGACCAACAGUCCAGAGCUGUACCUUUUGCUCGCGAAAGUGGCCCUCUGGAGGCGAAGGCCAGCUGAGGCACUGUCGCUCAACGAAAAAGCGUGGCGGGCCGUGACUGCUCGGCCGAAUGCAUAUGAAUCGGAGAAAAGCUGGAAGGAGAUUGUAGAAGCCACGGUGCGGGUGGUGAGUGCGUACCAGGAGCUCGGUGGGAUGGAGAGGGAGCGGACGGGUGGCAAGGUGGAGGAGAAGUGGCAGUUCAAGGCGAAGACGGCGGUCAGAGGGGUGAUGGGUCGAGGAAAAGAGACGUGGGAAGGGACAGAGGGUUGGGAGCGCUUGCAGGAGAUAUUGGCUGAAUUGACAUCGUGA